GAGCGCGGGGUUUGAUGGGAAGGCAUUGGCUGGGCCCAGCUCUCUUGUCAGUAGCGGCUGCUGCUGCCUGUUCCCGAGGCGGGCUACGCGGUGGCGACCGAGGCUUGCGGGAGUGGACGCCGGGGCCGGGUUGGCGCCUGCUUCCCUCAGCUGUGACUCAUUUUGGACGACUCAUGAUAUUUAUUAUUGUGCCAACUUUCUACAAAUAAAAGAUGGGUGGAUUACUUUCUCGAUGGAGGGCAAAACCUUCAACAGUAGAAGUUCUAGAAAAUAUAGAUAAGGAAAUUCAAGCAUUGGAAGAAUUUAGAGAAAAAAAUCAGAGAUUGCAAAAAUUAUGGGUUGGAAGAUUAAUUAUCUAUUCUUCAGUACUUUAUCUGUUUACAUGCUUAAUUGUGUAUUUGUGGUAUCUCCCUGAUGAAUUUACAGCAAGACUUGUCAUGACACUCCCAUUUUUUGCUUUUCCUUUUAUCAUCUGGACCAUAAGAAUUCUGCUUAUUUUCUUCUUUUCCAAGAGAACCGAGAGGAAUAAUGAAGCAUUGGAUGAUUUAAAGUCCCAGAAGAAAAAGAUACUUGAAGAAGUCAUGGAAAAAGAAACUUAUAAGACAGCUAAAUUAAUUCUUGAAAGGUUUGAUCCAGACUCAAAGAAAGCAAAGGAGUUUGAGCCGCCAUCUGCUGGAGCAGCUGUAACUGCAAAACCAGGACAAGAGAUUCGUCAGCGGACUGCAGCUCAAAGAAACCUUUCCCCAGCACCAGCAAGCUCUAGUCAGGGCCCUCCUCCACAAGUUGCAGUAUCUCCUGGGCCAUCAAAGGACGCUUCAGCUCCUGGGGGACCACCAGAAAGGACUGUUGCCCCAGCCUUACCCAGGCGCCUUGGAUCCCCUGCUACUUCAGUUCCUGGAAUGGGCCUUCAUCCUCCAGGUCCACCCUUAGCAAGACCCAUUCUUCCUCGAGAACGAGGGGCUCUGGAUAGAAUUGUUGAAUAUUUAGUUGGUGAUGGUCCACAGAACAGGUACGCCCUCAUAUGUCAGCAGUGCUUUUCUCACAAUGGCAUGGCCUUGAAGGAAGAAUUUGAAUAUAUUGCUUUUCGAUGUGCCUACUGUUUUUUCUUGAACCCUGCAAGAAAAACGAGACCCCAAGCUCCACGACUUCCAGAGUUUAGUUUUGAGAAGAGGCAGGCAGUGGAAGGCUCAAAUUUGGCUGGUCCCAUAUUAUCAGAAAGUGUACCCUCCUUGGAGAACCAGCUCAGUGAAGAAUCUUUAGAAGAACAAGAUGUUCUUGAUAAUAGUACAGAGCAGAGAGAUGACAAAAUACCAGUUACAGAGCAGAUGAGCCAAAUGAUUGAAAAAACAUCUGGUUCAGAGGAGCCAGAGGAGGAACAAGAAGAGACUGAGACUGAGGAGACACCAGCAAACGAAGCCGAGUCAGCUGUUCUCAGAGCCGACUCUGUUUCUAAUCUUGAACCAAGUGAAGACUCUUUGGUGGCAAAGUAGUAAAUACUAUGUGCCUUCAACUGGAUAUUUGUAAUCUUGUUGAUGUCAGUUAUUGCUUUUUUUUGUGGUACUCAAGAAAAAAUUGCCUUCUAUGUAUAUGCUUAAUAUUAUUUAAAUUCAUAUUGCCCAGCAAAUUCAGUGUGCCCAAGUCCUGGCAUUGGGCAUUGGAAGUAAGAGCACGUGGUAUCAGUUAACAUGCAUAGAUGUUAGAUAUUUGGUGCAUUCUAAAGUUUUUUAAUAAGCAUUUUUGUUUUCUAUAUGUAUAACUUGUAAAAAAAAAUAUCCAUUUUGACAUAGGAACAAUUUUGGCUAGGAACAAUUUCUUUAAUAGUGUUUAAGGUUUGAAACAUAAUUAAGAUUUUGAAUACUUCAUCAUUAAAUUUUAACUCGAGAUAUUUGCCAGUGGGAGGAAAUAUCUUAUUUAGGUGUUUACAUUAAGCGAUACUGAAAGCUGUAACUUUAAUUACACAGGCAUUGGUACGAAUUCUCAAUAAGAAUGCAACUGAACAGUCAAGUGCAGUGUUUCUUUUGAUGUCUUUUAUUUUGUAGCUGGGCCAAAGGCACAUGAUGUAUAUAGUUAGUUUAUGUUUACAUAUUAACAAAUAGGAAAUACGUCUGCACUUGACUGUACUUGAAUUCUUGGUAUUAUUUAUAUUUGUAAAAUAAUAAUGAUACAUAAAUGCAGUGUGUGUGUGUGUGUGUGUGUGUGUGUGUGUGUGUGUGCGCGCGCGUGUGUGUGUUUGUUAAGGAAAAUAAAGAUAACCUGGCAGUGGUGUUUUCUUUGUUAAAUAUCUAGACUUCACAUAGUGUUUGAUGGAUGACUUGACUAUCUGAAAAAAUAUUGGUAGGGAGAGCUCACUGUAUGAUAAACAUAUAGUAAAUUAUGGUGUUUUGUUUUCAUUUAGACUUUUAGAUUCAGAGAAAUAAGAAAUUUAGUGUUUUCAAUUAGAAGCUAUUUUUUUUUCUGAUUUUGAAACACAUUAUGCCAUAGACAAUUUUUAACUUUGAGAGACAAAUAUAUUUUUAAGACAAGGCAGUUGACUUUAAUGAAGCUCGCUGGAUUGAGUGUGUAUACCAGGCAUCAGGUGGGAAGAUUUUUGAUGUAGACUAGUUAUUCUUAAACAUGAUGUGGUAGU
Messenger RNA from Acomys russatus (golden spiny mouse), 2626 nucleotides. RefSeq names its product lunapark, ER junction formation factor (gene Lnpk). Gene Ontology annotation, cellular component: endoplasmic reticulum tubular network. Gene Ontology annotation, biological process: endoplasmic reticulum tubular network organization. The record is from RefSeq and is a predicted model, not a curated record. The transcript has 13 exons. NCBI's taxonomy places the organism in Eukaryota, Metazoa, Chordata, Mammalia, Rodentia, Muridae. The coding region runs from base 213 to 1490 and encodes 425 amino acids.